Vigna radiata var. radiata (mung bean) is the source of this 2643-nucleotide messenger RNA. RefSeq lists its product as uncharacterized. The coding region runs from base 1 to 2643 and encodes 880 amino acids. The record is from RefSeq and is a predicted model, not a curated record. NCBI's taxonomy places the organism in Eukaryota, Viridiplantae, Streptophyta, Magnoliopsida, Fabales, Fabaceae. The transcript has a single exon.
AUGCGCAGAUACACUGAGGUAGCAAGAAGAGUUAAAGGGGUAAGCCAUGAAUUCAUCAUUACCAAUUUACCCAAUUGCCUGAAGCCAGGUUACGUCUCAGAAUCCCUGUAUGCCAAGUUGCCUAAGACAAUGGACGAGUUGCAAGAAAAGAUGAACAAGUUCAUUAAAAUGGAGGAUCAACGGCAUUUUCGCCGAAAAACGGAUGUCGCCGCAACAGAGACCAAGCAGGAGGGGGGACGAUCACGGGAUAAAAGCCGUAAUCAUAAACCGUCACGAAAAUACACCCCGACCCCUUACAAUCCCCAGUACGAUCGGUGUGCCCCUCUUACGGCCUCAAGGGAAAAGGUGUUUGAAAAAGCCCUACAGGCCAACCUCAUUACCGCUACCAAACGGGGGACACCGGAUGCCGCAGACAGAGCCAAAGUUUGCAGAUAUCAUGGCAACCAGGGACACACCACAGAAGAUUGUCGAGUCCUCAAGGAUAGAAUUGAAAAGCUGAUUCGCGAGGGGCACUUACAAGAAUUUGUCCGAACGGAAACACGUCGACGAGACCGGUCGCCUAGAAAGAUAAGAAGAAGUCCCGAGCAUACAGGGAGAAAUACCGAACGCUCCAGAGAUCAAUCUCGUGAGCGCUCUCGCAGUAAACCCCGGAAGCGUGACCCCACUCCACGGGGACGGAUCGAUACUAUCUCCGGCGGUUUUGCGGGAGGAGGGGCCUCAUCCUCAGCUCGCAAAAGACACUUGAGAAGUUUACGGAGUGUUCAUAGCGUCACCCACUACCCCUUAUUGAUGCCGGACAUCAUCUUCACAGACAAAGAUUUUCAUGCCCCAGACCCCGAUCAAGACGAUCCGAUGGUUAUAACCGCUCGCAUAGCACAAUACGAUGUGAGUAAGGUUCUAGUGGAUCAGGGAAGUUCCGUCAACAUCCUAUAUUGGACUACCUUCCAAAAGAUGGGACUAUCAGAAGAUAUAAUAACACCCUUCGGAGAGCAAAUUGUUGGGUUUGCAGGAGAACGGGUAGAUACUCGAGGAUAUCUUGAUCUUAGAACCCGAUUAGGAACUGGUGACAGGGCCAAAGAACUCCGCACGCGGUUUUUAUUAGUAGAAGCCCAUACCUCAUAUAACGCCCUCAUAGGGCGGCCGUGUCUAAAUGCCUUUGGUGCUAUAGUUUCUACUCCUCACUUGGCGAUGAAAUUCCCUUCGGAGGACGGAAAGAUAUGUACCGUUCGGGCAGAUCAGAAAACCGCUCGGCAAUGUUACGCGGCUGCUUUGAAGGCUAAGCCAUAUUUUAAAGAAAAGCAGUCUGAAGCAAUACUGGUCGAUUUGGACCCUAGGACCAACACUGAUGAUUGCAUCCAACCCCAGGGGGAAACCAAACAGUUCAUCCUCGGCAAAAGUGCCGACCAAACCACCUCCAUUGGCGCUGGCCUGACGCCGGAACAGGAAAAAAACCUGACCACACUGUUGAAGUCAAACAGCAAAUUUUUUGCAUGGACCGCCUCUGACAUGCCAGGAAUUCACCCCAGUGUAAUCACUCACAAGCUAUCGAUAUUUCGCGAAGCCCGUCCGGUAGCUCAGAAAAAGCGGCGACUGGGUAACGACAAAAGGGAAGCCGUGCAGAACGAGGUAAACAAAAUAGUAAAGGCCGGGUUCGUCCGGGAAAUCCGGUACACCACUUGGCUCGCAAACGUUGUGAUGGUAAAGAAAGCAAACGGUCAGUGGCGAAUGUGCGUUGACUUUACCGAUCUCAAUAAAGCUUGUCCCAAGGAUAACUAUCCCCUUCCCAGUAUUGACCAGUUAGUAGACGGCGCUUCAGGGUACGCGGUCUUAAGCUUCCUAGAUGCCUACUCAGGAUACAACCAAAUCCCCAUGCACGUCCCAGACCAGGAGAAAACAACUUUCAUAAUUGAGCAUGCCAACUACUGCUAUGAGGUUAUGCCGUUCGGUCUAAAAAAUGUCGGCGCAACUUACCAACGGCUCAUGGACAAAGUCUUUCGGGAUCAAAUCGGGCGGUGUAUGGAGGUUUAUGUCAACGAUAUGGUGGUAAAAAGCUCUUCACACCAACAACAUUUGAGAGACCUAGCUGAAGUCUUUCAACAGCUCAAACUAUAUGACCUACGGUUGAAUCCUUUAAAAUGCACUUUUGGGGUACAGGCAGGUAAGUUCCUAGGUUUCUUGCUGACCAACCGAGGAAUAGAGGCCAACCCGGACAAAUGCCGGGCAAUUUUGGAGAUGCGGAGCCCAACGAAACUUAAGGAGGUCCAAUGUUUAGUCGGCCGCCUUACCGCCCUAUCACGGUUCAUUUCGAAGCUCUCAGACCAUAUCAAACUCAUAAUAAAGAACAUGAAGCAGAAUGUACCCCGGCACUGGGACGAUCAGUGCGAAGUUGCCUUCUCCACAAUAAAGAAAAUACUAACGUCUCCACCGGUGAUGGCGCGACCAACGGAAGGCUUUGAUUUGCAACUGUACCUGGCGGUCUCUAAUCAUUCGGUAAGCGCCGCCCUCAUUCAAGAAUCUCCAGUUCUUAAAUUAAUUUAUUUUGUUAGCAGAACUCUACAGGGAGCAGAAGAGCGAUAUUCCCAGGUGGAAAAAGUGGCCCUAGCUUUGAUUACUGCAGCUAGAAGACUCCGACCGUACUUCUAG